AUGGAACGGCUUCUACGCCCUCCCCGGUUCGAGGUGGACCCUGACUCUGCCCAGGCCGCCAAGGAGUGGACACACUGGCUGAGGACAUUUACAAACUUCAUUCAAGCAGUGCAGCUGACUACCCCUACGCUUGACAAACUGGUUCUUCUCACUAACUAUGUGGCUCCUAGUGUGUAUGACUUUAUUUCCGAGUGUGAGACUUAUGAGAAGGCUGAAGAGGUUCUGACAUCUUUGUACGUGAAACCAAAGAAUGAAAUAUUUGCCAGACAUUUACUUGCGACUCGCAGGCAAAACUCAGGUGAGUCCCUGGAUCAGUUCCUGCAGGCACUGAAGCUACUUGCUAAGGACUGCCAAUUCAAAAGUGUAACUGCGGAGGAAGCGUGUGACAGUUAUGUUCAGGAUGCCUUCAUUAAUGGUUUGGUCUCGUGUGCAAUACGCCAGCGUCUGUUGGAGAAUAGGACACUGAACCUAAAUACUGCUUAUGAACAGGCCCGCACUCUGGAAAUGGCCCAGAAGCAUUCAGCCUCCUACUCUUCAGCAGAACCUGUCAAUGCUGCUGUGUCAGCAGUGAGUCGAGAGGAGGAAUUGUCUAGUGCUGAAAAUAACAGUGAGUCUGUUUCUGCUGCUACUUCUGGUGCUCGAUGUUUUUUUUGUGGGAACAACCGGCAUCCCCAGACUCAGUGUCCUGCUAAAGACGCAGUGUGUUUGAAAUGUAAGAAGCGAGGGCAUUAUGCUAGGGUGUGCCGCCCUGUGAAACAGGUGAGUGGCUCUUCUAGCCCAAAACAUUCCGCAGCAAUGCUAGCUUCAAUAGUGGGGGCCUCCCCUAAGUGUCUUGAAAAAUCCAUAACACCUCUCAAGCUUAAUGGUAGCUCUGUCAGUGCCCUUAUUGAUACUGGGAGUUCAGACAGCUUUGUGCAUCAUGAUAUAGUGGACCUAAACAAACUAACUAUGUCUCCAGAGCAUGGAAAAGUCUCUAUGGCUAAUGAAUCCCUGUCCUGA
This is a messenger RNA of Macrobrachium nipponense, 999 nucleotides long. RefSeq lists its product as uncharacterized. The transcript has a single exon. NCBI's taxonomy places the organism in Eukaryota, Metazoa, Arthropoda, Malacostraca, Decapoda, Palaemonidae. The record is from RefSeq and is a predicted model, not a curated record. Gene Ontology annotation, molecular function: nucleic acid binding; zinc ion binding. The coding region runs from base 1 to 999 and encodes 332 amino acids.